Molecule: messenger RNA, 3222 nt
Organism: Trichobilharzia regenti
Lineage: Eukaryota; Metazoa; Platyhelminthes; Trematoda; Strigeidida; Schistosomatidae
Source: the annotation of a GenBank genome assembly
AGGGCAAUCUUCUUUUUGAACUUUGAAUGAACCAUUAAUAUUUCCUCGACAGUGUCGCGAUAUUUUGAAUUUUGUCGCUUUGGGGCCGCCAUUUUUGGGCAUUUACUCUUAUGGUGGGUUGGGGCUUCACGGAUGUAUUUAAUAGUCAUGAUUUUCCCGUCCUCGCAGCGUUUCUAGCUGUAUUUCACCGUAUAAACGUCCAAACCAGGUGAAGGCUAUGCCCUUCAGAAGACCUUCGAAGGUCAUUUCAGAAGGUCGCUUGGGUUGACGUCCUUGUGGCUGAAAGUUAUGCAUAGAAAUAGCUUGCCUACUCAUUUAUGUGGUCUUCUUGCUUGCUUUUUUUGAUGGGAUGCUUCUCGACCUAUUUUCUAUUUCCAGGAGUUGGAUGAAACAAUGGCAACACCUGAAGUCACAAGUCCUUCAGACAUUCAAGACGAUCUGAAAGAUGAAAAUCUUAAAGCCAGUGUGGCUUUAGACAAACUGAUUAUGGGAGUAACCCCAAAGUCAGUAGUCCCGGUUUCUGCCAGCGAUGACCAUGUGCCUUCUACUACCUACGUUACAAUUCAUCUCCCUGAUGGGACGCAGGGAUCAACCCUGAGUCAACAGAAGUUACAGGAACUUAUAAUGCACUUAUCUCAGUCUGGUCAAAUACAACUACGGGAAGACAGCAAAAUAGUUAUCGAUCUCAAAUUCACCGGUAAGUCAGGUGGUCAAGCUGUCCAACCGAAACUGGAAAACUCACUACAACAGUCUUCUGUAUCCAAUUGUACUCCACAAAUACAGACCAUGGCUUCAAGUAACCCUCACCGUGUGUUGCACGUUGGUAGCCCGGGUUCUGAUGGAAUUCAAAUUGUUCGUACUAUGCCUUCUUUUGUCAGCUCUAGUACUCAGAUAAUUUCAUUUCCGACAGUUGCAACACAACAACAAACAGUAGCCGCUCAUUCCAGUACUCCUAGACAGCAUAUUCAACAGCAGCCUACAUAUAUACUUGUCCCAGCAGCCCAACUAGCAAGUGGUACAGAAAAUCAUGUGUAUGCAAGCACGCCUAUACGUAGUGUUACAACAGGUUCAUCAGAUCGCAGCAUUAUUCUACUGCAACAACCAGUCGGUGGAAGUGGUAUUCACCUGGGAUCAACAAACACAAUUGUUUCUGGUUCAGGCGGAGCAGGCGGUGGUGGAACCACUUUAGUUCCUUUACGACCGUUGAACGUUUCUGGAGGCGGAAAUGGUUUAGUCUCCAGUGGUGGUACAACCCUAGUCAGUACAGGUUCAAAUCGUCUAAUUGGUUCUAAUGUUGGCGUUGAUUUAUUUUCAAAUAAUAACUCUGUGGGAUCACGGUCAUCACAAAGUCAGUCUAGUUCAGUCGGUCUGGUCACGAUCUCCGCGAAUGCAGCUGCGUCUGGCUCUUCAUCAUCUGGAACUCCUCAGCGUGAAUCAACCUGGCAGCAGUAUGUUAAACAGUUCACUAAACUUGGCCCCUGUCCAAUUUGUGGUGAUAAAAUCUCCGGUUAUCAUUAUGGUAUAUUCUGCUGUGAAUCCUGUAAAGGCUUUUUCAAGCGUACUGUUCAAAAUGCCAAACGAUAUGCUUGUCAUCGUCCUAAUGCAGCUUCACGAUGUGAAAUAAAUAUAAAUACUCGCAAAAAAUGUCCUGCUUGUCGUUUCCUAAAAUGCGUUGAUAAAGGAAUGCGUAUCGAAGCUAUCCGCUCAGAUCGAACUCGUGGAGGACGUAGUAUGUAUCCUGGCUCGCGUUAUUUACGUCAAAUUGCAGCACGUGUUAGUGGUAGUCGUUCCAAUUCUGGCCUAGAUAUGGAUGGAAAUAUGCUAGGCGGGUUAACAGAUCAAAGUCUAAUGUCAGAUGAUGGAGAUCAACUGUCAUGUUCUGUUGUUGGCUUAGCUGCGCAUACACUAGGUCCUGAUGGUUUACCAGCCUCGGAGGAUGCUGGUGGCGGUGUCUAUCUAGAUCCUGGUGUUCUUGGUACACAUGAUAAUGAUGAUGAAGAAAUAGACUCUGGGAGUUUACGUGUUGAACCGAGUAUACUGGAAUGUGGUAAUGGGAUUGUCGGUGGUGCAAAUAUUUCCACAUCUGUUGUUUCACCAUAUAGACAAGUAAUUGUAGGCGGAUCUAAUGAAUCAAUACCACGAGUGAGAGAACAACUCCCAAAGAUUAUUCGCGAUAUCCUCUUAGUAGAGGAGACUAUAGAAGCGGAACCAGAGGAUGCAUUGGAAAUCGAUGCUUCAGUUGGAUCAGACACUCCCAUACCAGAAGGUGUUUCAGAGGAUGAAGCUGCCGUGUAUCGUGCCCUAUUAAAUUUAGCAGAUCAACGUUUGUAUAGAACUGUACGUUGGUCUAGAGCUCUUCCAGAUUUCUCUCUACUUGAUACCGAUGAUCAAAUACUUUUAAUUCAAAAUUGUUGGGCAGAUUUACUAUGUCUUGAUUGUUGUUGGCGUUCAUUACCUACACCCACGGAAAUUCGUCUUACAUCAAGUAAAUGUAUCAAUCUUGAGGCAGCACGUGAAAUGGGUGCAGAAGAAAUAGUCGAAAGAAUUUUACAACUAACACAAUCCUUAACCAGAUUACAAUUGGAUGUUGUAGAAUAUGCAUGUCUGAAAGUUAUUGUUCUUAUGCAACCUGAUUUGAGUAAUUUGAAAGCCAGUUCUCAAGUACGAUCUUAUCAUGAAUGCGUACGUGAACUGUUAAUGGAUUAUGUUGCAAAAUCAUCACCUGAUAUCAAUGAUAAAUUCAACAAACUAAUUAAUCGUAUCCCUGAGUUGCACAAAACAAGUCAAGCUGCACGUUUAAUGCUUGUCGACUUAGAUCUCUCCGCUUACCUGUCAAGUAAUUCAUUGUUAAUGGAACUGUUACGCAGUGAUAUACAACGGUAUACACCGAAUCAUGGCAAUGGUAAUAAUAAUAAUAAUUCGUCUGAUUCAGUAACCGCCUCCGCCACUACCACGACUACUACUGCAGCCAGCUUACAAGGCUCAACUACAAAUCUCUCGGGAAAGACAGUUUCAAUCACUUUAGGAUCUGAUUCCACAGAUGAUGAUCAUAAAGAUCCUAAUUUGAUUCAAUCACCUGUUGUCAGUGAUUUAUUAUCCAUGCCUAACACUACUGCUACUACUACGAAUACUAAUUUUAUGAAUAAUAGUAAUAAUAAUAAUAAUGUGACAACAAUAACAGAAAGUAGACUUAGCGAAACAAUCAAUAAUCGUUCUAAAUAG